Messenger RNA from Closterium sp. Naga37s-1, 1230 nucleotides. The record is from the annotation of a GenBank genome assembly. NCBI's taxonomy places the organism in Eukaryota, Viridiplantae, Streptophyta, Zygnematophyceae, Desmidiales, Closteriaceae.
AUGCGUCGUUACCUCCUUCCCCUCUUCGCCCGUUUCGUCAACUUCGCCACGCGGCUCGUCGACGCGCUCUGCGGUUUUCUCUUCCUCCCGCCGCUCGCGACGCGCCUGCUGCAGUGGCUCCUCCCGUUAGAGGAACGCGCCGUGCUGCGCGCCGCGUACAAGGCCACGGGACUGCGUGACUAUGGCGAGGGGACGUUCCUGACGGGGCUGCGGCUUCUAUUGAAGGGUCUCGAAGAGGAGGCGAGACUGAGCGCGUUUGGGAGGAUUCUUAUAUGGAACGAUGUACAGCGCCUGCUGCGGUACCGGCUGCAUCUGGAGGAUACAAGGAGGCAACACCCCGAGAUAGAGGAGGAGAAGAUUGAGGCCCCGGUGUUCAUAUUGGGUCUGCCGCGCACGGGCACCACCUUCCUCUUCAACCUCCUCGCCCUCGACACUUCUCUCUUCCGCUCGCCGCUCACAUGGGAGGUGCAUCACAUGCACCCUCCCCCGGACGCCGCCUGCUACGAUACUGACAAGCGCAUUGGGGAGACUGAGGCGUUUCUGGAGGGGGUCUCUGCUCUGCUGCCUUCCUUCCAGGCGUUGCACCCAGUGACAGCAACAGGGCCACAGGAGUGCAUGGGACUCAUGAUGUACGAUUUCACGUCAUUCGCCUUCCCCACCAUCCACUUCAACAUCCCUUCCUACUUUCGCUGGUACCUCUCCUCAGACCUCACCCCCACCUACCGCCUCCUGCGCUGGCAGCUGCAGUACCUGCAGUGGCGCGGGCCCAAGGCCCCCCGCUGGCUGCUCAAGUGCCCGGCUCACCUCUUCUCUCUGCCUUCGCUUAUGGCUGCAUUUCCCGAUGCCAAACUCAUCUUCACACACAGCGAUCUCGUGGCCGAUCCGAUGGCCACGGUGCGCCGCAUCUACCAAGAUCUGCUCAAGCGCCAGCUGGACGAUGACGUGGCGGAUAAGAUGCGUGCUUACCUGGCGGCCAACUCCAAGGUAGGAGAAGUGUCCUCGGCACCACUACAAGUGGGAGGCACAAUGCUGGAUAAGCAGCGGGAGGAGCAGUGGCUGUUGUUCCUAUUCUCAUAUCACUCCUACCGUUCUCACUUCUGUUCUGUGUCCUCUCAGGAGAAGCGUCCUCGGCACCACUACAAGUGGGAAGACACAAUGCUGGAUAAGCAGCAGGAGGAGCAGCGCUUUGAAUUCUACAUUCGUGCGUUUGGUCUUGAGAGCGAGCAGUAG